GUGACGAGGACCACGGGAGAUUCUGUAUUUUCACACGCUGAAGACGUGCUUCUUCAUCACAGGAUAAACACACACACACAGACACACAGCGCCGUCUUCUUUCUGAUGGAGGAGCUCUUCUUAUAUCAGCGCGUUCAAGAUUUCACACGAGCGAGCACAUGAUGAUGAUGAUGGGCGUUCUGUCAUCUCCAGGCUCCAGCGGGAAGUCUUGUCAUGAUGAGACUCUUCAGUAUCUCAUGAUUCUGUGCUCUAAAGUCACGCUCAACACACUGGUUUUGUUCUUCUGGACGAGCAGUAUACACCGAUCGCUCCUGGGCCUCUUCAGCAUCUCUAUGCACGCGGCUGAUGUGAUGCUGGCCAGCAGCGUCUUAUACGUGUGGCUCUUCAGAGAGUCCACCUCCUCAUCCAUGUGCUUCAUCCUGGCACACGCUUCCACCGUCUACGCCAUUCUGCCUCUGCCCAUCCUCGUCGCGGCGGCGCUCGACUACGCUACAUACCUCCUCCCGGAGGCGGGGCGCAGGCGUCAGUGCAGGACGGUUGUUUACUGCAUCACUGCCGCUCUUCUGUGGGCAUCAGCGUGCAUGUGCUCCUACCGCUACACUGACGCUCAUCCCAUAGAGAUCCACAAAGACGUGAAGAUCCUUGUGUGCCGUGUGCAUGGAGCUACUGUUGUGUCUCACUUCUGCGCAGAGCUGUCCGUCGCGGUGGCCGUUGUCCUUCUGCUACAUCAGAAGAAGCUGAUUGGCUGGAUCAGAAGGGCAAAUCAAAUGUCGGAUUGUGCCGUUCUCGAGAAAGGUCGAUACGUGUCUUAUGGUCCGCUUGGGGAACGUGGAGAUUCUCCGUCUCUGUUUGUGGGUCUAACUCUAGGUUUUGCCGUGACAUGGAUGCCGUAUCUCUUCAUAUGUGUGGCAUGUGAUCUGGUGGGUUUGGUUGUGCCAGCGUACGCCAGCGUCAAUCUCCUGUGGAUGGCCUGUGUUAACAGCGCUCUGGCUGGCGCGGCCCUUUGGUGUCGGAGCGACGGGACUGGACCUUUCUUUAACGUCCCGGACGAUAUCUGUCUGUGGAAUGUUUAUUGGCAUUUGAGCAAAGGCUCAGAGUCUGUGAGCACAGUUCUUCUGUCAGACGCAACACGCAUGAACACAACUACACCUGUCGUUCACAACAUCUAACAGAACCGGACUACGCUCUUCAGCUCUGUGGCGGUCCCAUAUCAUUUGAUUCAAUAUGGCAUGACGGCCUAUAUCAUAAAAUUCUACAAUGCUUAUGACAUCAUUAAAUCUAUGUACACAGAAAACAAAUGCGGAGUUAAAAUUGGCGAUAAAAGAACAGAAUUUUUCUCUCAGGGGCGCGGAGUAAGACAGGGAUGUUUUAACUAUAUCAAUGAGUUAGCCGUGUUACUGGAACAAUCUGCAACAGCCGGUCUCUAAACAACUCCGAGGUGAAAUGUCUUCUGUAUGCUGAUGAUCUGGUGCUGCUGUCAGACACCGCCGAAGGUCUACAGCAACACCUACACCUGCUGGAGAAAUACUGUCAAAACUGGGCCCUGACAGUCCAUCUGAACAAAACUACAAUGAUGAUUUUCCAGAAAAAAGACAGAUGACAGGAUAACAGAUACACAUUCACUCUGGGAAACACUACAAUAGAACACACUUUACACUACAAUUAUCUCGGCCUAAACAUCAGCGCGUCAGGUGGUUUUGGUCUGGCAGUAAAUGCACUGAAAGAGAAAGCUAGACGUGCGCUUUACACCAUCAAAGGCAGAUUCACCCAAACAGAUAUUCCAGUUCCAGUCUGGUGUCAAAUCUUUGAUAGUGUGAUUAUGCCUAUAGCUCUAUAUGGCUGCGAGGUUUGGGGUUCACAGUGUCUGACAGAUUACUCCAAACGGGAUAAACUCCCCAUAGAAUCCCUGCAUGCUGAAUUCUGUAAAAACAUUUGAAGAGUUCAGAGAAGAACACCAAAUAAUGCAUGCAGGGCUGAAUUGGGUAGAUACCCCCUGAUAAUACACAUCCAAAAACGUUCUCUCAAAUUCUGGACACACCUUAACUCAAGUCCUCUUAACACACUUCAAUAUGAAGCACUUUAAACCCAAGAGCUGAGACCUAAAGCCAGUCCCUUCUGCCAGCUGUCUCUGAAUCUUCACACCGGCACAACCGAACAGAACCAAAUCAGAAUCAACCAAAUGAUCAAAGAAAGUCAAAAGUCAUAUUGAGAUCAUUGGGAAAAGGAAAGUAAAAACCCAAGUAAACUAGAAUGCUAUCGGACCCUAAACAGACAACUGUUGGAGAUGUGAAACAGAGACGGAUCCUGAGCGAACACAGACUCAGUGAUCACAGUCUGGCCGUAGAGAGAGGCAGACACACACAAACAUGGAGUCUGUGCACACUGUGACACUGCUGAGGUGGAGACUGAGACACACUUUCUCCUUCAUUGUGAUCACUUUAAAGAUGUGAGAGAGAAACACUUUCACACAAUGUCAAAGGUCAUGCCAGAGUUUGAUAGGUGUUGAGAAACCGAGCGAAUGCAGAUGUUAGUGGGGAGAAGAGACACACAUCAGCUGCUGCUUCAUUCAUCUAUCAGCUGCACAAACUACUGCCUUCAUCUGCUACAAUCAAUGCACAUCUGCACUCUUGACUUCAUUACAUUCUCAUGUUUCUGCCUCACAUCUACUUUGAUAUUGAGAUUUUAUUUCCAUAUUUCAUUGGUUUACUUACAUAUACUCUAUUUUAUAUUUCAUUCUAUAUUUAUGCCUUACUCAGCACCUUAGUUUAAUUUUAAUCUCAUGUUUGUACUUAUUGUAUGUCUUUUGUUAUAUGUUCAAUGC
Messenger RNA from Triplophysa rosa, 2821 nucleotides. RefSeq names its product probable G-protein coupled receptor 160. The transcript has 3 exons. The record is from RefSeq and is a predicted model, not a curated record. The coding region runs from base 159 to 1169 and encodes 336 amino acids. NCBI's taxonomy places the organism in Eukaryota, Metazoa, Chordata, Actinopteri, Cypriniformes, Nemacheilidae. Gene Ontology annotation, cellular component: signaling receptor complex; plasma membrane.